AUGGAAGAUUCUCAGAUGCCCUCGGAUCUUCAAGCACUGAUUAAUGCGGCAGUUUCCGCAUCAGUAGAGAAGGCCUUGGCUAAGGCGCUGCCUGCCGCGCAGCAUACUACCAAAGGACCUAAGCACUCUCAAAGGAGAAAAGUAUCUGACGACUCAGAUUUAUCAUCCAAGGACCAUGGACGCCCAGCAAAAUGCUAUUGGAAGGGCGAAGGGUCCAAGCCAAAACCUUUAAAAGGUAAGGCUCCCCUUAAGAAAGGAAGAAGGGCAAGACCAGUGAACCCCAUGACUCAUACUGUCUCCUCGUAUGAGGAGCUCGAUAUGCCUUCCUCACUAUCCUUCCUUGACGAAUGGCAAGCUAAUGACUCCCAUUCAGAUGAUGGCACGUGGGGCCCCAAUUCUUUCAUUAAUGAAACAUUUCUGG
Messenger RNA from Pelobates cultripes (western spadefoot toad), 421 nucleotides. The record is from the annotation of a GenBank genome assembly. NCBI's taxonomy places the organism in Eukaryota, Metazoa, Chordata, Amphibia, Anura, Pelobatidae.